Molecule: messenger RNA, 3317 nt
Organism: Rhineura floridana
Lineage: Eukaryota; Metazoa; Chordata; Lepidosauria; Squamata; Rhineuridae
Product: E3 ubiquitin-protein ligase TRIM39-like
Exons: 9
Coding region: 283-2115 (610 amino acids)
Molecular function (GO): protein binding; zinc ion binding
Source: RefSeq, a predicted model, not a curated record
GUCCCCUAUGGACAUUUUCCCGCUUCGACUAAACGCCCACUUCCUUCCAGCCCAUUGGCGCCUUCUUUGCCAGUAUCCUCUUGCAUCUUCACUUUCGUUUUCGGGUUCGGGCCACCAGCACUUCAUUUCCGCCACGUCUACAACUUGCGGGUGGCGGGCAAAGAGGAGGGAGGAGGCUUUCCAGCUUUCUGCCCCAAGUUUACCCCGCUCGCUGACCCACAGCGGCGGAACUCUCUUCGUGCAGCCCCCGACCCCGCGCUUUGCAGGCAAGGAGAUGCAUCAAUGGCAGCCGCUGCUGCCGAGGAGGAUCCGUCUGUCACUCUCCAGGAUGAAGCCACUUGCUCCAUCUGCUUGGAUUACUUCCAGGACCCGGUGAUGAUCAUCGACUGCGGGCAUAACUUUUGCCGGGUCUGCAUCACCCAGUGCCAGGACGGGUCGGAUCACAGCCGCUCCUGUUGUCCUCAAUGCAGGAAAGCCUUCCCUUGGGACAACCUCCGGCCAAACAGGCGUUUGGGGAAUAUGGCAGACCUGAUCCAACGGUUCCGCCAGCAACGAGUGAGCGAGGCCGAUGGAGAGCAGAAGGCGUGCGAGAAGCCAAAGGGAGCCCCGAAGGCGUGCGAGAAGCACAAGGAAGCCCUCAAACUCUUCUGCCUGGAGGACAGAAGCUUCAUCUGCCUGGUCUGCCGAGAAUCCCGAGCUCAUAAAGCACACACUGCUUUGCCCAUAGACGAGGCUGUCCAGGAUUACAAAGAUCAAAUCCACAGUUGCUUGACAACAUUGAAGGAGGAGAGAGACAAAAUUCUGAAGACAAAAUGGUGCAAUGAGAAAAAAAUUCAGGAAAUGAAGAGAGGUAUGGGAUGCACCAGGCAGCACAUUGUGUGCAUGCUUCCAAAAGAAAAACCCAAGACCUGGUUGGCCCUGCUAGAUGCCUGUGAAGAGAACAUGAAGAUGUUUGAUGAAAUUGCCAGUGACUUCUCAGAGCGCAGUUCUCAUCUCGCUAAGCUGAUACAAGAGAUAGAAGGGAAGUGUCUGCAGUCUGCCUUUGAAUUCUUGCAGGACAUUGAUCUCUUGCUGAGCAGAUGUGAGACAGAGACAUCUGGGAAACCUAAAGCUGAUCUGGAAAGGAAAGAUAAGUUGUUCUCUGAAAAAAUGCUGUUGGUUCAGAGCAAGUUGAAUGAGUUUUCAGCACCUCCAAAACUGGCCAAUGAAGCAGCAGGAGGCUACCGCUGCCCACCACCACAGCACCUCAGUCGGCCCAGGAAUGCAUCUGCUGCUGCCUUUCCAAGCACCUGCUGUUUGGCUCCAUCUCCUGCCCAUCCUCAGCAGUGGCAAGGUGGGCCAGCUGCCGCAUACUCACCUGCCUGGCAAGGUGGGCCAGCUGCUGCAUACUCACCUGCCUGGCAAGGUAGGCCAGCUGCCGCAUACUCACCUGCCUGGCAAGGUAGGCCAGCUGCCGCAUACUCACCUGCCUGGCAAGGUGGGCCAGCUGCUCCGUGGUCUCCUGCCCACCCUCAACAACAGCGAACACAUUCCAGAGAACCUUGGGAUCUUCACCCAACCGUUGAAUCAUUGACCUUUGAUGAGGAGACAGCCCAUCCCUGCCUGGUUGUCUCCAGAAGUGGCAAAAGUGUGAGAUGGGGAGACGACUUCCUGUUCAACCAGUACCCUUGUGCCCAGAGAUUUGAACAGAGCCGCUGUGUGCUGAGUUGCGAAGGAUUCAACUUUGGCUGGCACAUCUGGAAUGUGGAGGUGGUGGAGGAGGGGCCUUGGGCUAUUGGGAUUGCUAUUGAGUCUGUGAGAAGAAAGGGGCCAAUUCACCUGCACCCCAAUGAGGGGAUCUGGGCCAUGUCAUUUAGCAGUGGCAACUACUGGCUUCAUACCUCCCCUAAGACUCCUCUGGCUCUGAGCUUUGACCCUACCGUGAUCGAGGUUGGUCUACAGUAUGAAACGGGCCAGGUUACAUUUUCAGACUAUCACAGUGGGGUUGUCCUGUGUGCUGUUGAUUCCCUCUCCUUCAUGGGGGAAGCUGUCCAUGCUUUCUUCCGUAUUGGAAGCCGAUCCUGCCAACUCAGAUUAUGCAGCCCGGCUUACCUCGCUACCAUUUCCCAAAUGUAGUCUAUGGACAGGAAUUGGGGGGGGGGAGGACUAAUAUGACGUUGAAGAGGCCAAGCUCUCAACCCAGAGGUUAUUCCCCCCCCUUCCUGCUGAUAAAGAUUUCAUCCAUACGCAUCGGAAGGAAUCGAAGGCUGCUGUAGAGUAGUGGCUAAGACUGAACUAUGGAUUAAGAAGUCUUGGGUUUGAAGGUUGCCUCUGCCAUGAACUCAUUAGGCAGCCUUAGGAACAUAGGAAGCUGCCUUAUACUGAGUCAGACCCACUGGUCCAUCUCGCCCAAUACUGUCUACACUGACUUGCAGCAGCUCUCCAGGAUUUCAGACAGGGAGUCUCUCCCAGUUCUACCUGGAGAUGGCAGGGACUGAACCUGGGACCUUCUGCCUGCAAGGCAAGAAGAUCUGUCAUUGAGCUGCAGCCUCAGGCAAGCCACCACCUAUCGCCCCAAAUCUGCAAUAUAAUGAUAGCAAGUAAUCUUGCAGGGUUAUUACAAGGAUUGCAAGUGGGUAAGUAAUGCACGUGAAGCACAUAGAAGAGAACACCAUAUAAAAAAUGUUGGCAGUCUUGUAAGAGCAGCAGAACCUUUCCCCAUCCUCGCUUGUUUCCCUUUUAAAAAAAAAUUAUGCAUAAUAACAAACAUACAACAUAUAAAUACAUUCACCCUAUUCAAAUUCAAAAGUAAAAACAUGGGGUGGUAUCAUACUAAAUCGGUCUGCUUGUGCAAAUGUACUUAACUGCGGCACAACUUCCCCUCUCCUCUCCCCACAUGCCCCCCAAAGCGUUUGGGAUUUUACCCCAAGCCUCCAGAACAGAUUUGGGGAGGUGCGUGGGGAGAGGACAUUGAGAAGUUCCUUUACACAAGUGGAAAUCCUUGCUCUAGCAGUUCGUUACCGUCCCAUGUAUGUACAAUAUACAUACACGCACAAUUUUAGUGCUAUACAUAUACAUUUAUAUUAAAUUUGUAGUAAGUCUUCAAAUAAACAUUUAAAACCUUUUAUAAAAUCUAUAAAUAUAAUUUAAUAGUAAUUAUGUCAUCAGUGAAAACACGAAAGCAUGUGUUUUCAAAUUGCUUUUUCCCUCUCUCGCUUACCGUUUUGUCAUCUUUGCAACAUUCCAUACAUUGUUAAAACCAAGGGAGUAUGAUUAGAUCACUGUUUCACAGCCAGCAGCAUUUUAGCUGCACUUAAAUAAAUUUCCUGCUGAAGAAA